This is a messenger RNA of Loxodonta africana (African savanna elephant), 745 nucleotides long. It is a transcript of the gene SRP14, whose product is annotated as signal recognition particle 14. Gene Ontology annotation, biological process: SRP-dependent cotranslational protein targeting to membrane. NCBI's taxonomy places the organism in Eukaryota, Metazoa, Chordata, Mammalia, Proboscidea, Elephantidae. The transcript has 5 exons. The record is from RefSeq and is a predicted model, not a curated record. Gene Ontology annotation, molecular function: endoplasmic reticulum signal sequence receptor activity; 7S RNA binding. The coding region runs from base 92 to 424 and encodes 110 amino acids. Gene Ontology annotation, cellular component: signal recognition particle, endoplasmic reticulum targeting.
AUAAUAGCGGAAGUCCUGCCCCGCCUGGGCGGAACUUCCGGCUGCAGCGCCCUGGGGUUUGUGCUGACAGAGCGGAGUUGCAAGCGCCGGGAUGGUGCUGCUGGAGAGCGAGCAGUUCCUGACGGAGCUGACCAGGCUCUUCCAGAAGUGCCGGUUGUCGGGCAGCGUGUUCAUCACCCUGAAGAAGUAUGAUGGUCGAACUAAACCCAUUCCGAGGAAAGGUACUGUGGACAGCUUUGAGCCUUCUGACAACAAGUGUCUGUUAAGAGCUACUGAUGGGAAAAAGAAGAUCAGCACUGUGGUGAGCUCCAAAGAAGUGAAUAAGUUUCAGAUGGCUUAUUCAAACCUCCUCAGAGCCAACAUGGAUGGACUGAAGAAGAGGGACAAAAAGAGCAAGAGUAAGAAGAACAAAGCAGCACAGUGAAGGGCACCACACUUUUGCUUUCUCCACCUAACCACUGAUUUGCUAUUUCUCCUUUGAUUUUUACUUUUGGCCACAAGGCUAGGCUUCUGGCUCCCCCUUAGUGGCUGUUUUCAUAUGAGAUUUUGAGUCAUUCUGGAGGGAGGAAGGGCAGAAGAAGGGCUACAAUGUUUACAGGGUAGCUGUGGUAAGAAGCCAGUGUAUUUUAGACCUCUGGCUAAUUGGUCUCUGUUGGAUGUUGUAUAUUCCUGGAUUGUAGUCUAAAGUCUCUGUAGCCACCUGUGUGAAGGGCAAUGUAUCAUUAAACCCAUCUAUUUAUCAGCA